Canis lupus familiaris (dog) is the source of this 1170-nucleotide messenger RNA. RefSeq lists its product as uncharacterized. The transcript has 4 exons. Bases 583 to 1170 code for a protein of 195 amino acids. Lineage: Eukaryota; Metazoa; Chordata; Mammalia; Carnivora; Canidae. The record is from RefSeq and is a predicted model, not a curated record.
UCCCCUGCCACCCCCCAUGCACCCACCAGGUGAGUGAGGACACUCUGAGAAGUCAGCAGCCCUCUCCUAACAGUACUGGCACCCGAUCUCCCACUACCAGUCUCCAGAACCUAGUGAAGGAAAUUUCUGUGGUUAUAAGCCACUUAGUCUACAGGGUUUUUGUUAGAGCAGCCCCAACGAACUAAGACAACUUGCUUAUCCUUUUGCCUUAUUUCUCAAUUGGUUGAGAACUCUGGCAGGGAAGGGGCCAUCUUUUGGACCUUCCCAAAAAGCCCAACACAGGGAGGCUUCUUUGAACAAGGUAUAAUGUCCGGUUAAUAAGCGAGAGCAAUAAUUCAGCACUGGGGACGUGUUUUCUCUCUUCCAUUCACUUAUUCAUCCCACAUUGACGUGUUAAGCACCCACUACAUGCCUGGCACUUCGCUAGGUACCCAUCAAGUAAGGAUGAGCCAUUGACAGUGGGAGCAAAGGGCCUGAUCAAAACUGAACGGAGUUCUCACGUCCGACCUUCCUCCAGGAGACUGAACAAGAAGGAGGCAGAAGUUCCCGAUCCCCCAGCCGUGCUCAACAUCAGCCCGUUGCAUGUUUUUCAACAAAAAUCAGCCAGAGUUGGUUGCCUUUGCGAGAGAAAAUACCAUCACGACUGGCAACACAUGGACUGGUGAGGGGCUAAUGUGGAGUGUGGGUGACGUCGCGGCGGCCUGCAGUCACCUCUCGCCCGGACCGUCCUUACCUCUGCGAGUCAGGCCCACAAACCACAGCACAGGGUCCGGAUGCAAACCCCACUCCCUUCCACCCAGCCCCAUCGCCAUCCCCCGUGGGGUUCAUUUUCCCCAUCCAACCCGGCAGACCUCCAAAUCCUGGCAGAAGGAACGAGGCUCCCGAGGAGUGCACAGCCUGGACAGACGAACCAGGGCUGCAGAGUCACCUCUGGCAAGACACGGUCACACCUGCAGAGCAAAAGCCUCGUCUUUCUCAUCUAUUUUUACUUCUCAGGAGACCCUGGUCCCUCGAGAACUGUUUUCACCUCCUCGGCUCUGCAUACGUGUUUUGCACAUGAUAUUAAAUAGUAACCUUUUGAGUUUCCCACAUCCUGAUAUGCUCUGGACCCACUGGCCACAUUUUUACACACACACACACACACCCCACACCCCAGUCUAUGCUAGCUGA